Saccostrea cuccullata (small rock oyster) is the source of this 2661-nucleotide messenger RNA. RefSeq names its product fas apoptotic inhibitory molecule 1-like. Bases 75 to 617 code for a protein of 180 amino acids. The record is from RefSeq and is a predicted model, not a curated record. The transcript is spliced from 5 exons. Lineage: Eukaryota; Metazoa; Mollusca; Bivalvia; Ostreida; Ostreidae. Gene Ontology annotation, biological process: negative regulation of extrinsic apoptotic signaling pathway via death domain receptors; canonical NF-kappaB signal transduction; positive regulation of neurogenesis.
CAGCAGCAUAUUUUGAUGCGUUUUUUGACGUAUUUACAUUUAACUUUCGAUAUUUUUGCACACAAGGAUUAAUAAUGUCUAAUGACAUCGUAGCCACGUGGCAGGUGGCUCUCCCUGACGGUGUCCAUGACAUCGAGUUUGAACACGGAACCACAUCUGGAAAAAGGGUCAUCAGGGUAGAUGGAAAGGAAAUCUAUAGGACAGACUGGAUGUUUAAGUUGGUUGGCAAGGAGCAUUUUCAGAUAGGACACAGCAAGGCUAAAUGUACAAUCACAAUAGAUGCAGUCAGUGGAUUUGCCUAUGAAUAUACACUAGAAGUGAAUGGCAAAAGUUUGAACAAGUUUAGAGAAAACCAGAAUAAAAUACAAAAAGCCUGGGUGCUGACUAUUGCAGGGAAUCCAAUUCGUGUGUGCUUAGAAAAAGACACUUUGGAUGUUUGGGUAAAUGGAGACAAAGUGGAGACUUUUGGAGAAUUUGGUGAGGAAGGAACAGAAACUCAUUUUCAGAUAGGCGCUCAUUCUGCUCACAUUACGGCCAUUAGCAGUGGAAAGCGACGUGACGGAAUCUUACACAAACUAUACGUUGAUGACACAGAAAUCCCAGAAUGCAAUGAGUGAUUUUCAAAUUGACAGCUGAUUUUAUUUUUUCAUUCCACAGCUUUUUUUGUUAUGUAAACAGAUUUGUUUUGAAAAAGUUUGCCAUAUGGUUUAUUUAUGAAAUGUCAAUCCGUCCAUUCUUGGCACAUUAGUGUGAGAUACAUUUGUUUUAACAUAUUUAAUUUAUAUGACAGCUCUCAGAUGAAAAAUAACCUGAUUCAUUUUGAAGUAAAUAGAAUGCUUAUAUUUAAACCAAAUUUAUAUGAUGUUUUUAACCCACUUUUUAAAGGAUUCCUUUGUCUGUUCUCCUGGGUAAAAAUGUAUCUUUUGGGUAAAUUUUGAUUGUAAAAGUCCUAAUACCUAAUAUACUGUAAAUUUAUUAUAUGUAGCUGGUAUGAUAUUCGGUGGAAAUUGUUUUUUUAACAAGUUUGUGUAGAUUUGAUUAAGCCCAUUUCUCAGUUUUCUUAUAUAUGCCUGUACAUGUAUGUGCAAGUCAUUUAGCACUGUACUUGAAUUAGCAAAAGUUUCUUUCCGCCAAAAGCGCGAAAAGGAAUUAUACACAGUCAAAUGCAAUACAUUUACAGUAUAUUUAUCAUGUUAUCAAACCUGAUUUACCGGUAAUUGUUGUAAUAGCAGCUAAGUUACAAAAAUAUAUUAAAACCGCAAUACUAUUUUCAGAUUCUUCAUAUUUUACUCUGUUAAUCUGUUGACAAUGACUUUAUUGUGUGUUUUAUUUUUGCUUCUAGUGCAAUUGUGGUUGUGAAAUUUCAGAAGCCAAACAAGGUAUUCUGACAAACCUAGGAAUACUUAAUACAAUUACCUCAUAUCAAUGUUAAAAAUGCCCAACAUACUUGAUUUUACAGUUAUGAUAUUGCACAAUUUUUUCCAAGGUUUGAAUCACUUAAAAUCAAAUAAGAAUGUUCUGUUAUUGCGUGUAUUUUAUUUUUAUCCCAGACUUUACCUUUUGUUGUGAAUAUCUGCUCUUUGGGUCUGAAUGCAUAUGAUAUAGAAUGGUCUUUCUGUAUAUGUGUGUUUUACAUCAUUACAGGUAUUAUCAUUUCUAUAAAAAAGAAUAUAAAUCAAGAUUUAAUGUUGUUUAUCCUUGAAAUUAAUAAAUUGAAGCUUAGUUUUAAAAAUUUGGUUUGAUCAUCUUAAUGAUAAAUUUUGACUCCAAGGAAAUGAAUGAUACAAUACUUCUAAAAUGAGAUGCUUGUACCCUCGAUCUGUAUUAUUAGCUCACCUGAGCCAAAGGCUCCAGUGAGCUUUUCUGAUCAAAAUUUGUCCGUUGUCUGUCGUCGUCGUCGUUGUCGUCGUCGUUGUAAACUUUUCACAUUUUCGACUUCUUCUCAAGAACCGCUGGGCCAAUUUCAACCAAACUUGCCACAAAGCAUCCUUGGGUGAAGGGGAUUCAAGUUUGUUCAAAUGAAGGGCCACACCUUCAUUCAAGGGGAGAUAAUUGGGAAUAACUGAAAAUUUGGUGGCAUAUUUUAAAAAUCUUCUUCUCAAGAACCACUGUGCCAGGAAAGAUGAAACUUAUGGGGAAACAUCCUCAGGUAGUGUAGAUUCAAGUUCGUUCAAAUCAUGACCCCCGGGGGUAGGGCGGGGCCAAAAUGGCCGACCUAAGUUUUACAUAGAAAUAUAUAGGAAAAUUCUUUAAAAAUCUUCUUCUCAAGAAUGACAAAGCCAUAAUUCAUCAUAUUUAUAUGGAAGCAUGCUCAGGUAGUGUAGAUUCAAGUUUGUUCAAAUCAUGACCCCUGGGGGUAGGGCGGGGCCAAAAUGGCCGACGUAAGUUUUACACAGAAAUAUAUAGGAAAAUUCUUUAAAAAUCUUCUUCUCAAGAAUGACAAAGCUAUAAUUCAUCAUAUAUAUAUGGAAGCAUGCUCAGGUAGUGUAGUUUCAAGUUUGUUCAAAUCAUGACCCCCCGGGUUAGGGCGGGGCCAAAAUGGCCGACCAAAGUUUUACAUAGAAAUAUAUAGGAAAAUUCUUUAAAAAUCUUCUUCUCAAGAAUGACAAAGCCAUAAUUCAUCAUAUUUAUAUGGAAGCAUGUUCAGGUAGUGUAGAUACG